Molecule: messenger RNA, 508 nt
Organism: Radiomyces spectabilis
Lineage: Eukaryota; Fungi; Mucoromycota; Mucoromycetes; Mucorales; Radiomycetaceae
Exons: 2
Coding region: 30-386 (118 amino acids)
Source: RefSeq, a predicted model, not a curated record
ACAUCGCCCCUUCCUCUCCUUUUUAAAACAUGAAAUUCUGCCUUCUUGCUGUCGCUGCUGUUGCUCUCUUGAAACUGGCUUCGGCCGACGUUCCGUCCAUUUACACUUGUCAACAACGUUAUACUGUUGCUACAAGUGAUGAAUCAUGCACUGAUGUCGCCAACAAGUUUGACAUUUCCACCAAACAACUCGUUCAAUGGAACAAGGAUUUGAGAGUUUCUCCCGAAACUGCUUGCAGUGCUCUCGAAGCAGGUAGCGAAUACUGUGUCAAGGUAAUAACGAAUAUUGACGCACACUAUUGUAUCUUUUUAAAUAAUUUUCAUACUUGUACAGGCCGUUAUCAACAAGCGUUCGCUAUUGACUCGACGUGCCGUCAAAAAGACUAACGGCAAGAAAUCGUCCAAGAAACCUGCCAAGAAGUCUAACAAAAAAUCCACCAAGAAGCCCAGCAAGAAGCCUACCAAGAAACCUGCCAAGAAGCCUACCAAGAAGCCUGCCAAGAAGCCUG